AGUCUGGGACAUGGGGUCCUUAAUGGACUGUGCUGUUUGAGUAUAAACAAAGUUCAGAAGAAGUUGGAUUUAAGACAAGGCAAUAGAAGAUAAGUAUAUUAUUAGAAUGACAUGUUCUUAGUAAAUAUUUGCAAAAGGAGAUAAAAAGGUCAUGUGCUAAAUUACAAAAGUGGGUAAAUCUGUGUAAUUGAUCUGGUUAAGUCAUGUUUCGUUUUACGUUAUUUGGAAUCGUAUUAAGUUUAUGGAUAUCGACUAUUUGCUCACAAGAACAAAAUGUAAUGUCCAUUCAAUGGCCUGUAGGAUUAUGCAAAGCCAAAGAAAAAGAUCUGAACCAAUGUAAUAUACCAAAAACCGAUAUUUGGACCAUCCACGGUUUAUGGCCAAAACACAACUCCAAUCCUUCUCGAGAACAAUUUGAUAUUUCAAGUGUCUCACACAUCACAGAUCAACUUGACCAGUUUUGGCCGGAUGUGUUGAACAAACGUACGAAUAAAAAUUUUUGGAAAUAUGAAUGGACAAAACAUGGAAGGCACUUAAAUUUUGUUCAGGAUAAUCAUGUAUCGGAGUACUUUGAAAAGGCCUUAUUAAUUUAUGAUAACGUGAGUUUAAUUUUGAACAAUAUCAGUGAUUUAUUUGGUUUCGAACCUUCUAAUAAACUAUAUUCUAAGAAAUAUAUUGAAAAGAAACUGUCAGAAGCCUUUAGUGCUAAAAUUGUGUUGCACUGUAUGGAAUGCACUGAUGAUUGUAACAAGAACCUUCAGUGUUUGGUGGAAGUUCGAAUAUGCUAUGAUGAGGACAUCAAAAACCCCAUUAAUUGCUACUCUUCAUCGAACUGCGACAAAAGUGUAACUAUUUAUCCUAGAAAACCUCCCAGGCACGAAAUAGAAGAUGAUUUAACUACGCAGUAUUUAUGUAACGAUAAUAAUAAAGCAAUAUUAAGCUUGCCCUUAAACCAUUUCAUCGUAAUCACUAUUUGUUGGUUGAAUAUAUUUUAUUUUACUUGAA
Messenger RNA from Aethina tumida (small hive beetle), 1005 nucleotides. RefSeq names its product ribonuclease T2-like. The transcript is spliced from 2 exons. The coding region runs from base 204 to 1004 and encodes 266 amino acids. The record is from RefSeq and is a predicted model, not a curated record. Gene Ontology annotation, molecular function: RNA binding; ribonuclease T2 activity. Gene Ontology annotation, cellular component: extracellular region. NCBI's taxonomy places the organism in Eukaryota, Metazoa, Arthropoda, Insecta, Coleoptera, Nitidulidae. Gene Ontology annotation, biological process: RNA catabolic process.